GGCGCGCGUCCACGCGACCAGUAACGCUCGGUCGAUUGUUACGAGUCGUCAUGUCAUUCGAGGAUAUAAUCGCGAGAGUGCACAAUAAACCGGCGCUGUGGAAUGCCUCCAACCCCGUUUAUAAAAAGAAGGCGCUGCACAGAAAGAUUUGGCAGUCGAUGGCCACUGAAAUGAAUAUGGACGAAACUAUUUUGAAGAAACGUUGGAAACAUCUUAAAGAUCAGUACAGGAAAGAAUUGAAAAAGUCUACUUGCGAAAACAGCUCUUACGUGUCUGGGUGGCAGCAUUACGACGCGCUUAGUUUUCUAAAAGAUGAACUAUUGUCAAAGGAAAAAUCCAGAAAUACAACACUAUCUGAAACUGAAAGCAUAGGUAAUAGUGACGACGGAGAAGAUGCUAUCGAGGCGAAGAAAGCAAAGAUGACACCAAAAGGUGAAAUAGACGAUCAAGAUUCGAAGAAACUCGGCGUUAUACUAAAGAAAUUGAAUGCAACAAAACAGUUAAUUGAAACGAAGUUAUUGACCAUCGAAGACGGACCCCGAAACGAUCCUGACUACAUGUUCCUUAUGAGCGUGUUACCUUCCAUCAAGCAAUUGACAGAAAUUCAGAAGCUUCACUUUAGAGGAAAAGUGAACGAAUGGUUAUUGGAAACGAUAAUGCAUAAUGAGUAUUCAAAGCAAGGAGAGUAUCAGUCUCAAUUUGAAAAUAAGAUGUUUGUACAAAACCAGAUGUGUACAAAUAGUGUGGAAAGAGAAGACUGAUACAUAACUCUUUGAUUUUUUAUUACGACAGAACUAUAACUGUAGUUAUUUGGAGUUAUGGUUCCUUGAAAAUGAAAACAGUUCAUAUUGUAGUCAGAAAUUACAUAUAAGCAGAGGACAAAGAUUCAUCUGACCAUGAUAAAAUGUUACCGUGUGGUCCCAGCAUAGCAUAGGCCACCCCAUUAUUUCCCGUGGGUGUCGUAAAAAGCAAUUAAGGGAACUUAAUGAUCGAGAGAUGGGCAGUAGCGUCCCUCUUAAAACAUCCCGAAGGCCUAACUGCGGUUGCCAACCCACUUAGCAAGCGUGGCAACUACUAGCAAAACCCCAAUAGAGGGAGGACUAUGUUCAGCAGUGAACAAUAUGGCAAUUCCAUUUGAUAUGUCUGCUGCCAACCUCGUAUCGUUUUUUUUUUCUAAAAGUCGUUUGUAGGUAAAGUGGUGAAGAUCUGUAUCCUUAUGUACCUGCAUUCUUGUUUCAUUCGCUUUCAAACUCGUCUUAUGUAUGUAACAUGAUUCUAGCGACCAGCUCCCUCAGUGAACAUGACAGGCCUGUCUAGGUCUUUUAUAUACCUAUUUGUUUAUUUAGUUGUCACUGAUGAAAUGAGCGUUCCUGUAAUUUCAGGUGUAAAUGAAAAAACAAUUUUUUGUGUAGUCAGAUUUAUUUUUCUACUCGUAGUGAGUAACUAAAUUAGAAUAAGUUUACGGGCAAAUAGUCGAUUUUUUUUUAUUAUUAAAUUGUUCGUUACUAUUUUAAGAAUUGACUGACUAGAUUAAUAAACGUCCUUUCACAUCUUUUAAUGUUUACAUAAUGAUCUUAUAUACAUAAUAAUAAUACAAUAACCUUCUUUUAUAAUACGAUAACAAUAAAAAAAUUGUGAUUUGUAAAAAAUUAUUGCUUACUAACUUUGCCUUGUUAAAACAUGGAAAUAAAAAUUUUCUAUUGAAGAUAAGGCUGUAUGUUUAAGUUCCUUUACCUUUGCUAUUGUGGAUAAAUUGAUAUUACUAUUAUGUAGCUUUUUUUUUUUAUAGGAGAUAAUGAAAUAGUAACCCCACCCGCGCUAUCGGUAUACACAUGCGGGGCACCAGUGAAGGAUGAUAGGUGAGAAUGAAUGCAGGUCAGUUAGCCCAUCGUGACGAAUUCAACGAGAAUUGUUCACGAUGGUUUCCAGGGGGAACUACGUGGAGGUUGACCUGAUGGGCAUAUUGCUAGCAAUGGGGCUGUCAAACUCCAUUGCUAAUAACCCCUUUCUCCCCACUACUACAUAGUUAACCUGACAGAUGUUUUGUUUAAAACAUAUAAAGAACAGCUUCUAUGCGUAUAAGAAAAAGAAAAAUAGGGUUUUAGCAUUUUUUUUUGGACUGCAAAAAUAAAUAUUUGAAGACAAAUUAGCCGAAUUGGUCCGAGCAUUUUCGAGUUUUGCGCUCAGUCAUACAUUGAGCAAUUCAUUUUCGUUUCUAGAGAUUUUUAAUCUUUACAAAGUCUAUUACAAGGAAAAGCCUUAUUUUGUUAUCUUUUCCGAAAACUUAGCCAAAACUAUGGUUUUGUCAAAAUUUUCGAAAAGUGAUAUAAAUCUCUUCGUAUCAAGAUACGUUCCAUAUUUUUAUACAAAGUAAUGUGUGAAUGGUUUCCAUUCUCGAUGCGCAUAUCAACGUAUUCGUGUAGUGUAUUAGUAUGCCAAUCCCACGGGUUUCUGGUUGCAUCCAGCGUCCGGUAGCGCGUGACCGGCAAACGUUAUUUCUUGAUGUGUUUAUAUUUUUUUUAUAUAUACUCUUGAUCGCGUGUUUAAUCAUUUAUUUCUUGGUACUAAAUAUAAUAUCAUUAUUAUGAUACAUUAUAUAUAUAUAUAUAUAUAUAUAUAUA
Galleria mellonella (greater wax moth) is the source of this 2621-nucleotide messenger RNA. RefSeq lists its product as uncharacterized. NCBI's taxonomy places the organism in Eukaryota, Metazoa, Arthropoda, Insecta, Lepidoptera, Pyralidae. Gene Ontology annotation, cellular component: nucleus; transcription regulator complex. Gene Ontology annotation, biological process: regulation of transcription by RNA polymerase II. Gene Ontology annotation, molecular function: DNA binding. Bases 51 to 761 code for a protein of 236 amino acids. The transcript has 2 exons. The record is from RefSeq and is a predicted model, not a curated record.